Molecule: messenger RNA, 461 nt
Organism: Tupaia belangeri chinensis (Chinese tree shrew)
Lineage: Eukaryota; Metazoa; Chordata; Mammalia; Scandentia; Tupaiidae
Gene: ARF1
Product: ARF GTPase 1
Exons: 3
Coding region: 39-446 (135 amino acids)
Molecular function (GO): GTP binding; GTPase activity
Source: RefSeq, a predicted model, not a curated record
GUUUCUCUGGCCAGUGUCGCUUCCACCCAUCUACAAGCAUGGGGAAUAUCUUUGCAAACCUCUUCAAGGGCCUUUUUGGCAAAAAAGAAAUGCGCAUCCUCAUGGUCGGCCUGGAUGCUGCAGGGAAGACAACGAUUCUGUACAAACUGAAGCUCGGUGAAAUUGUGACUACCAUUCCCACCAUAGGUUUCAACGUGGAGACUGUAGAGUACAAAAACAUCAGCUUCACUGUGUGGGACGUGGGUGGCCAGGACAAGAUCCGGCCUCUGUGGCGCCACUAUUUCCAGAAUACACAAGGCUUGAUCUUUGUGGUGGACAGCAAUGACAGAGAGCGUGUGAACGAGGCCCGCGAGGAGCUCAUGAGGAUGCUGGCUGAAGACGAGCUCAGGGAUGCUGUCCUCCUUGUGUUUGCCAAUAAGCAAGUAGGUAUCUGGACCAACCCUUAAAGGAGAGCUGGGUGG